Molecule: messenger RNA, 1026 nt
Organism: Talaromyces marneffei
Lineage: Eukaryota; Fungi; Ascomycota; Eurotiomycetes; Eurotiales; Trichocomaceae
Exons: 5
Coding region: 1-1026 (341 amino acids)
Molecular function (GO): oxidoreductase activity, acting on the CH-OH group of donors, NAD or NADP as acceptor
Source: RefSeq, a predicted model, not a curated record
AUGGGCUCCAGUGCUGCGAAAGGAACAGUAUUCCUUACUGGUGGAAGCGGUUUCAUCGCGUCUCAUAUCCUAGACCAACUUCUUUCCAGCGGGUAUCAAGUAAUCGUUUCCGUUCGAUCUGCCGCAAAAGGGGAUGGUAUCAUUUCCGCAUUGCCUCGGGAGUUCAAAGCAGAUGUUUCAUAUGAGGUGGUGGAAGAUAUCGCAAAAGAAAAUGCAUUUGAUGAGGCCAUAAAGAGAAACCCUUCGAUCGAUUACGUUAUCCAUACUGCGUCUCCAUAUCAUUUCAACUUUGAAAACCCCAUCAGAGAUUUCAUCGAUCCAGCCGUCAAAGGAACAACGGGAAUUUUGCAUUCGGUCAAGAAAUAUGCGCCAACAAGCGUCAAGCGGGUUGUGCUAUUGUCCAGCACGGCGACGAUCAUGAACCCACCUAACCACCCCGAAGUGUAUAGUGAGGAAAUAUAUGGCGAGACAACUUGGGAGCAAGCUCUUUCCGGCACGGGCACCUAUCGUGCUAGCAAGAUAUAUUCUGAACGGGCGGCCUUUGAUUUCAUCGAGAAAGAAAAACCAUCCUUCGACCUAGUCAGUAUCAACCCAUGCCUCGUCUUCGGACCCCCGCCUAGACACCUCCCCGGUCUCGAUGCCCUCAACACCAGCAACCAUCGCAUUCGCGACAUUGUGCUUGGCAACAAUAGAGAAGAAAUUACACCGACAGGACGCAUGUAUCUCUUUGUUGACGUACGAGAUGUCGCGCAGGCCCACAUACGUGCCAUGGAGCUCCCGGAAGCAAGCGGCCAGCGUUUCAUGCUCGUAGGAGGGUUUUUCAGUAACAAACGGAUUGCGGAUAUUAUUCGCGAACUUUACCCUGAGAUGCAGGAUAAGCUCCCCCUUCCAGAGCUUCCAGACGAUUUCCCAGAGAAUUACUACAACUAUGAUGCGAGCAAGUCAAAGCGUAUGCUAGGUACGGAAUACAAAGACUUGCGGACUUGCGUAAAGGAUGCUGUUGAUGCCAUAAUUGGAAAGAACUAG